UCUGCAUGCGCUGGAUAAUUGCCGGCUACCUGUCAGACUGACCUCCGUUGGCCUUUGUUUUUCGCGAGUCUGCUCCCGAAUUGCUUCCGUCUUGAAGCCUCCGUUCUUUCUGCACCGAGUCAGUCGGCCGUUAAUCCGUGCGAAAUCCUGGAGCGCCUAAUGCGAACAAAAGAGGCGCAGUCUAGUCGAGCUGCGCGAGAGACGACGGAGAAACGACGCAGCGAAAGAGAAACUGGAGACCCAAGAUCGCGGACAAGAACAACUAAGCGGACGAAACAGGAUGGCUUUGGCCAAUGCGGCAAGGCAACCAGACGCCUCAGCUGUUAAGACGACGCCUGUCGAGAAGAAAUUCCGAGAUGAAAAAGGAAUCACACACGUUAAUAACUACAUUGUUGGACGACGCCUCGGAUCAGGCCGCUUUUCCUCCACGAAAGAAUACGACUUGAUUGAUCCUUCGACGGGGGCGGUUCAAGGGCGGUUCGCCGGCAAGCGGUAUCGAAAGGGAGUUCUGGCUCGAAAGAAAGAGUUCCGAAGAGACCCUGUCACCCAGAGACCACAGAUCUACACGAAGUUGCAGGAAGUUUGGGAGGAGAUCAGAAUUCUGUCGCUUCUGAACAGUCCGUACUGCGUCCACGUUCGAGAAAUCCUGGAGUCGGGCUCCCAAAACGGUGGAGAAGAGGGAAAACUCAUUAUCAUCACGAAUUUGCAGGCGUGUGGGUCGGUGAUGUCGCUGAAAGAAGAAGCAGUCGAAGAGCGCUUCGUGCCUGCCCUCAAGAAUGCCGUCACCAUUUCCGAACCGGUUUGCAGGUGCAUCGUCCGCGAUGUCGCACAAGGACUUCUCUACUUGCAUGAAAAACUGAACAUCGCCCAUCGAGACGUAAAGCCGGACAACAUCCUCAUGGGAGAAGACGGGAACGUUCAGCUCGGCGACAUGGGAUCUGCAGAUUUCAUGGACCCGCAGGGCCGCGUCAAAAACACCAAGGGUACUUACAUGUUUAUGUCGCCCGAGUCGAUGAGGGUCUCGACCUCCCCUGAAGAGCCUUACGAGGGCCAUAGCGGACGAGCGGCGGAUGUGUGGGCGCUGGGGAUUUCUCUCUACGUUAUGCUUUUUGGCGAGAUGCCUUUCAAAAGGGCGACUUGCAUGGAACAACUUUUUGCGCAGCUCGCUGAGGGAGCAGUAGUGCUGCCAGACGACAAAGCAGCCUCUGUGUCUGAAGAUGGAAAACGCGUUCUUCUUUCUCUUCUUCAAUCAGAAGUGAACGAUCGAAUGACUCUUCCUGCACUUCUGGAACACCCUUGGAUCAAAGGAGCAGACAGCGCCGAGGCAGCGAGGUACGCCCGGCUGGUGAUGGACGACAUGGCGACUUCAUCGGGGUCGGCAUAAGUACGAGAGGGAGAAGAAGGGAUACGCCAUUCUCGGCUCUCUCGAUUCCGGUGGAUUUUGCCUCGGUAACUGUUUUGUCGCAGCCUUCUUGGCACUUGCACAAGGCUGACUGCUGUCCAUUCUGUUCUUGGAAGUCUCCAGACGUCUUCCGAAACGACUUCGUUGCAGGCAUUCACAACUUCUCGGUUGGGAUGCGGCUUUCCUUCCUCGUCCUUCCGCCUGCGUGACAUGCUCGGAUUCGCUCGAUCGCUCGCGAUUUCUCUCGACUGUCCAUUCAAUAGGAUCUCCAGUGCGUCCUCGAACAGGCUUCAGCGGGGCUGAGUAGGCCGUGAAGACGACACAACGCACAACGAGGAAAGUGCAUGCUUGGCAGAGGGAACACUAGAGGAAAACUAUUGAUCUGGCAGCGCGGGAGAUGUUCUAGUAUGGGGUGCUGUGAAGAGAACUGUGAACAAGGGAGAAAACACAAAGAAAGCAACUGUGCAGUGUCGGACCGGUAAGGCACCUGAAUUGAGAGUCUGGCUUCGAGUUGAGAGUCUGGACGCAUUCACCGUUGAGUUCGCGUCGCCAGUGUGUGUCUUUCUGUGCGCACUCUGUAUCGUUUUCUACCAUUCCAGAUUCUCUUUGUUUGACACAGCGCUUGUGGUCCUGUGGCGAGAAGACGAGCCGGGUAAACUGGCCUAAAAGAACGGCGUCUGCACAGCGUGUGUCUAAGCGUGACGCAUGGUGUCUUGUUGAUUUUGAUUUUUCCGAAAGAACGAGAAAUACAGCAGGGACUUUCCCCUUGUGACCACUGUACAGGCGCGAUACAAAUCUGUACGCAGAAGCCCACGACCACAAACGUUCAGGAAUCCGCAUAUUUGAAUAUGCAUACGGAUACAUGUGUGUAUAUACAUGAAUGUGGACGAGUCACUUGACCGCGACUCUAUGGAUGGGUGUAUGCAUGCUCGUGACUGUGCGUUUGUCCCGGAUCGUGCGCCGUAGAGCCACAAGGAAAACACCAGACGAACUGGGGGACGGGCGGAGUUGUGCAGACAUUUUGUCUGGGUCGAGAAAAACUCUCGUGCGAUCAUUUGGAGCAGAGAACGGAGUGUAGAUGAUCGUGUCGCCGUGUGCGGUUCAAGAUAAAAGAGAAAGAGACGCAAGGGAGUUCAACGCAGCGAAACUGUGUCAACAGAGGCUCCGCCCUAUAGUGUUGGAAAGCCGAGAUUUGUUCGGUAUUCGAAUACCAGGUCCUGACUAGGAAGGCACCGUGGGGAUAUCUGCGUCAUUCCAUUUGACCGAUUGCCAAUCGAGUGGAAAUGUUUUUUUUUCCCUCUUCAAAUAUUCGGAUACAUGUAUAAUCAUGGACAUCCGGUCGCCGUGACGUCUGGUUUUCUGUCUGUGCGCAUGGCAGUGUACCCGCAUGUCUACGCAUUUCUGUUGUUUUUUUCAAUGGCGGUGUCAGGGACUGUUUUGCGGGGUGCGGACGGUUCGGAAGCAUCUUGGAAUUGUGGAGAGAGUGAAACUGAGGCUGCAUCUUGUCCACGAAUGCUUCGUUUGUCAAUCCUGAGUAGACGUUACGCCCCAAGAGAUUCUUUCGUCUGGCACCUAUUUUUUCAAUGGGGCAAGGUGUACCGGUUCCGCACUUUGAUCAGUUUCGCGUUGCACGCAUGAGGCCUGAAGCGUAUCCUCUCUCCCUCAUCAGUUUAAAGUACUCAUUUAUCGCUCUAAAAGACCUACUUCGGACUCAUGUCAGAGCAGUUCAAAUUUUCCAAAUGCGUUACUCUGUCACGGCCAACCGUGAAAGUCCGCCUUGUCCAGCGUUUCAACUCAGUUCCACGUGGCGCAUGAUUCCUGUCAAAAUUACGUUUUUUGCGGCUAUGUUCCGGUCCUUAACGUAGCAUUUCUCCCGAGAAUACGGUGGCUUCUGCGUACCACUCCAAGUGUUUCCAAUUUGGGACUGAACCCCUUCGUUUUUUAUGGGGUGCGAUAACCAGCA
This is a messenger RNA of Toxoplasma gondii ME49, 3365 nucleotides long. Its product is annotated as protein kinase, putative. The transcript has 7 exons. Gene Ontology annotation, molecular function: protein serine/threonine kinase activity; ATP binding. Gene Ontology annotation, biological process: protein phosphorylation. The coding region runs from base 281 to 1384 and encodes 367 amino acids. NCBI's taxonomy places the organism in Eukaryota, Apicomplexa, Conoidasida, Eucoccidiorida, Sarcocystidae. The record is from RefSeq and is a predicted model, not a curated record. Gene Ontology annotation, cellular component: cytoplasm.